UAAACAGGUAGUGAAUCGGACUUCAGGAUGGCAUUAUUUGAAACAAACAGCUCCAGUUCCAAAAGUGUGUGUCCGCUGUGAGAAAAGUGGUUUACACAUUGAAAAACCCCAUCACAGAAAGUCAUCAACAGGAGCGAUAUGUCCUUGAAGUGAUGAUGUGGCUCAACAUAUGUGUCUGCCUUCCUUUGACUAUACUGAUCCUCUACUGUGUGUCUUAUAUGGUGCAGAAGAGUCAGGUCUCUAUCAUCUAUUACACAAAUCUCCUCAUCACCAAUCUAAUCCAGAUCUGUAUGAUGACCAUUUGGGUGACAAGAGUGGAAAGCAUCAUCACCAUCAUUAUUUAUUACUGUGUUAUGAUGGCCAACCUUUACUUCAGGAUGUGCAUUGCUCUGGAAAGGUAUUUUUCCAUCAUGCACCCACUGCUGGACUGUGUCAGACAACCGAAGAGUUCAGUGGUGGUCUGUGUUCUGGUCUGGGCAUUUUGUAUUGUCAGUGUCCCUCUUGUCAUAGUCUUACAAGAAUUUCAACAAUUACUUGUUUAUGCCAUUGUCCCUGCUCCUGUGUUCCUCUUCUGUUCAGCUCAGUCCUACGGAGCCCUGCCUGCUGCCACCUCAAUGUCCACUGAGGAAAAAAAGAGAAGUCUGGGAACUCUGACUCUGUUGUCCUUUAACUACUUUCUGGGAACCCUUCCCACAAUGAUCUUUGAUAUUCUAGUCAUGCAAACACUGCAGCAGAUGAAGAAGAUGAUGAUGAGUGUGGCUUAUUUUAGAACAGACGUGAGUCUUGAUGAAAACAGAGUCAAGAGAGAGAAACAAGGAUGCAAAUGGUUGAAGAGUUUCUGA
Molecule: messenger RNA, 842 nt
Organism: Oreochromis aureus
Lineage: Eukaryota; Metazoa; Chordata; Actinopteri; Cichliformes; Cichlidae
Product: G-protein coupled receptor 4-like
Exons: 5
Coding region: 153-842 (229 amino acids)
Biological process (GO): positive regulation of Rho protein signal transduction; phospholipase C-activating G protein-coupled receptor signaling pathway
Cellular component (GO): membrane
Molecular function (GO): G protein-coupled receptor activity
Source: RefSeq, a predicted model, not a curated record